AUGGACAAAAAUUUGAAUGUAAACAUUGAAACAACCUCAAUCAUUCCAACUGAUCAAAAUCAACGAAGAAAUAAUCUGAUGAAGAAGAAGGUAACAGAUGAAAUAACACCGCUGUUUAGUAGAUCCACUGAAGAAGAUGUUGUGAAUGAAAUUGAAAAG
Messenger RNA from Loa loa (African eye worm), 159 nucleotides. RefSeq lists its product as hypothetical. The annotation marks the transcript as partial. NCBI's taxonomy places the organism in Eukaryota, Metazoa, Nematoda, Chromadorea, Rhabditida, Onchocercidae. The transcript has a single exon. The record is from RefSeq and is a predicted model, not a curated record.